Messenger RNA from Desarmillaria tabescens, 1664 nucleotides. RefSeq lists its product as uncharacterized. The record is from RefSeq and is a predicted model, not a curated record. The transcript is spliced from 9 exons. NCBI's taxonomy places the organism in Eukaryota, Fungi, Basidiomycota, Agaricomycetes, Agaricales, Physalacriaceae. The coding region runs from base 39 to 1664 and encodes 541 amino acids.
UUGAGUCCAUCCUUGUUGUCGAGUCCUUUGCCGUGUUGAUGGUUCCGGAAGCUUCCUUGGUGCCAGGUGUGACAAUGCCCCUCGACAGCCCACCUAACGAGGCAACCAUCCGAGCCCGCCCUACAUGCUCAGCGCUCAUUGUCACUCAGGCUCAGUCAAACCUGAUAAUUGUAACGGCAUUUGUUCAGUUGGUGGUUAUCAUGAUGGUUGCUUCUGUCAUAAUAGUACUUGGGUGUCCGUCCAGGUCCUCCAAACAUCUCUCGAUCCCCAUCCUGGCUCCUACCUGUCAUCCAUCUCCUUCUUCCAUUGGUCGUUCAACAUCGUUCUUCUCCCUUUUCCCCGCUGUGGGUGUCUUCAUCACUCAAUACCUCUCUGACAAAUCUUCCCUCACCGUCGACAUCCUCCGCAGUCUCUCAGUUGGCUUGGUUGAGCACUGUGGAAUGAUGGUUUACCAUGCCAUCAUUUCUGUGAUGUCCGACAUUUUUGAGAGAGGUCAGGCCAGUCAAGAAAGCGGAAUUGGACAAGGCGAGAUUGCUACGAUGGAUAUUCUCAGAGCGGAUUGUGCAGAGCAGGAUACAGCUUCAUUGCUAGUUCUGAACCUCGGGAUGAUAAAUAAUACAGCAUCUCUCUUAUCUGGAAAUCUCGCAUGCAGCAAUGACUUUGACCUGUUCGGUAGGCCCGCUGAAGUUAACAUGUCCUUUGACAUACCCAAAGCUCAGGAUACAUCUGUCUAUCGCAAGUCAAUCUUGGCCCAGUCAAUAAUCAGUAUGUAUGCAGGGGUCUCGGAGGAGAACUUGGUAUCAAUCAUAAUCAUUGAAGAGAUGGCCAAAGUUUAUGACGUUUUGGAUUCCAUCGAAUUUGCAAGUCUUUCAGUGGCGAGCAUGGGUGAUUUACAGGUGAUGGAAUCUACAAUGCUGUUGCCAUCUGGAGAUGAUCUGGCCCCAACCACCGAUAUUGAGAGAGUAGACCAGUCUGUUUUUGAUGAGGUUGCAGAUGAGACUAGUAGUAGUGAGAUGGUUUUAUCCGUGUCUUCAUUAUGGUCUAUAACGGAUCUUCGGUCGGCUCCUCCUGAAUGGCACUCAGUUCUGAGUUCGCCUCAAGUCUUUGAGAGUACUGGAGAAUUCAGACAUUUUGAUCCCAGUUGGUCCUCAGAGGCCAAGGCAUCGUUGUUUUCUGAUGAAAUCUUUGCCUACCAUAGCCUGCCUCCAGUUGAGUCCACUGAGAUUUUUGGUUCAGGAUAUGUAUCCCAUGAGGAUGGGGUAUUGUUCAUGGCACAAUCUUUGUAUAUACGACUGUCAAAUCCACCCUUACGACUCUCUUCCUCAGGAUUAUCCUUUGAUGACCUUGAGGUUGAUGACUCCUUCGAGAUGCCAUCGGCCAUACCUAUUCGCAAGGGCAUGCCUUCGCUGUCCCGCAUUCCAGUCCUCUCCAAGCAUAAGAUGACGUCUGUCGACCUGGUUCAGGUGACUAGAUCCCCUCGCACCGUCAGACAGUUGCUGUCCCGUAUCCCCAUUCACCCAUCCAGCGAAAACCCCUCGGUCCUCCCUGUUUCCUUGCCUUUGCACCGAAAAUGUGCGCGCAGGAAGAAAGCGGGUCCCCUGCGUGUUGAGUAUGCCACUGCCAUGGUUGUUCCCAAUAUUCACCUCGAAGAGCGGACUAGAUGA